Messenger RNA from Misgurnus anguillicaudatus (oriental weatherfish), 2696 nucleotides. It is a transcript of the gene cnr1, whose product is annotated as cannabinoid receptor 1. Gene Ontology annotation, biological process: G protein-coupled receptor signaling pathway. Gene Ontology annotation, molecular function: cannabinoid receptor activity. Lineage: Eukaryota; Metazoa; Chordata; Actinopteri; Cypriniformes; Cobitidae. Gene Ontology annotation, cellular component: membrane. The record is from RefSeq and is a predicted model, not a curated record.
AUUAAAGGCGCUCGUGCAUGUGGGCGGUCACGUGACUCGUCAUAUAUGAUGCGCGCGGAGCUGAAGCUCAUCUCAUUCCCUGUGAAGUGUUCACUCAACAGUGUGCAGCAGAUCUGUGAGGAAGACCCACAACAGCUAUGUGAAGGUUUCCUAUUAUCAAGCACUUUCGAUCAUGCUAUUCCCUGCCUCAAAGUCCGACGUCAAAGCCGUUCUGGACGGAGUGGCAGAAACCACCUUCCGAACCAUUACAUCCGGACUGCAGUACUUGGGUUCAAAUGACAUCGGCUACGACGAUCAGAUCAUCGAUGGCGACUUCGCCAAAGGCGGAUACCCUCUGCACAAGCCGCUUUCAGCCUACCGCAGGAGCUCGUUCUCGGAUAAAGUCGGACCGGAUGAGGAACUCAUCCUGAAAGGUAUCCCUUUCUAUCCCACCAACAGCUCUGAUGGAUUCGGAAACUGGAGCCUGGGAGAAGACGGGAGCAGCCUGCAGUGCGGGGAGAACUUUAUGGACAUGGAGUGUUUCAUGAUAUUGACUCCGAGUCAACAGCUGGCCGUGGCCGUGCUGUCGCUCACGCUCGGCACUUUCACGGUGUUGGAAAACCUGGUGGUCCUGUGCGUGAUACUGAGGUCACGGACCCUGCGCUGCAGGCCCUCCUAUCAUUUCAUCGGUAGCUUGGCCAUCGCCGACCUGCUCGGCAGCGUGAUCUUCGUCUACAGCUUCUUGGACUUUCACGUCUUUCACCGCAAAGACAGUCCUGACGUGUUUCUGUUCAAACUGGGCGGCGUGACGGCCUCUUUUACCGCGUCAGUGGGAAGCCUCUUCCUCACCGCCAUCGAUCGCUACAUAUCCAUCCAUCGGCCGCUGGCGUACAGGCGAAUCGUCACGCGCACCAAAGCUGUGAUCGCCUUCUGCAUGAUGUGGGCGAUCUCUGUCGUCAUCGCCGUGUUGCCUCUGCUGGGCUGGAACUGCAAACGUCUGAACUCCGUCUGUUCCGACAUCUUUCCUCUUAUAGAUGAGAACUAUCUGAUGUUUUGGAUCGGCGUGACCAGCGUUCUGGUCAUAUUCAUUAUCUACGCCUACAUGUACAUCCUCUGGAAGGCCCAUCACCACACGGUGAGGAUGUUAAGACGCACGUCGCAAAAAAGCCUGGUCGUCCACUCUUCGGACGGCACCAAGGUCCAGACCGUCAGGCCGGACCAGGUCCGCAUGGACAUCCGUCUGGCCAAGACGCUGGUGCUGAUUCUGGUGGUAUUAGUGAUCUGCUGGGGGCCUCUUUUGGCCAUCAUGGUGUACGAUCUGUUCUGGCGGAUGGAUGACAACAUUAAGACGGUGUUUGCGUUCUGCAGCAUGCUCUGCCUGCUUAACUCCACCGUCAACCCCAUCAUCUACGCUCUGAGGAGUAAAGACCUACGCAGAGCCUUCCUCGCCACCUGCCAGGGUUGCAGGAGCGUCUCCAGCACGUCUCUACAGCUCGACAACAGCCUGGAGUCGGACUGUCAAAACCGAAAUCAACACAUCGCCGCCAGCCGCGCAGCUGAGAGCUGCGUGAAGACCACUGUGAAAAUAGCCAAACUGACAAUGUCCGUUUCGGCCGAGACGUCCGCGGAGGCCGUCUGAUGGUUUGGAGUUGCGUGCAGGUAUUCAUGCAUAAAGGUGAAAAUACAAAGCCGGUUCGAUGAAUUGUUCACGGACGGUUUAUUGCUCAAGUGCCAAAUGUUUUUUUCAGAAGUACUACAGGAGGAUCUCAAACACUGUUUGAAUAUGUUGGGCUCUUUGUUGUCGUUGCCAUUAUAUUAUUUAAGAGUGUAACUGAAGAUAUGUGGAUGUGCUUUAUUAAAGUUGACUAUAUUUUUAUACUUUCAAUUUUUUGCUUUUGAACAAUGAUAUCUUCUCAUGGGAAUAAGGGGCUAAUGAUCUUCUCAAUAUGAAUACAAUGUAAGUAUGAAUUUAAAUGUAGAUGUAUCAUAUGUAAAUAUGUUGUUAAGCUCUGUGCUGUUAUUUGUUGGUUCAGCAUCACAUUUAGUUGUUUAUUUUGUCAAAUAUUAUUGAAGAAGAAUUAUAAUAUAUUAUACAGUUGGUGAAUAGGGAGCGCCUGUCCUGUUGAUCCUCAUAAAAAUGAGGACUUUAUUUGUGACACAGGUUCAUUAAAUGAUGCUUAAGUGUUAAUGUUGUGAAGAUCAGGACGAAUAAAGGAUAUACUUUUUUUACAAGAUGGACUUAAUUGUCACAAAUAACAGUGACAAUGUAAAAGCACUAAUAAUUAUGAUGAUAACAAUAAUGUUGUGUUGGUUUUAAUAACCAGAUUGUUUAUUUGUAUUUCUGCUGAUGUAUUUUUUAGACGUAAGUAAAAAAUCAUUUUAAAAGCACAAACCCCAGAGAAAAUACAUGAGCUGGUAUGUUUACGCACCUGUUGUUAAUACAGACGAAUGCAUCAUGAACAAACAGCUUAACAUGUAAAUAUGGCGAUUGUACAGUAAUGCCUUAAACUGUGAUAUAGUGUGGUGGAUAUUUUAGUUUGCACUGUUCAAAACUUUAGAUCAACUUUAAAUACCUUUACCUAAAAUAAAAAGUGGCUUUUGUUCCAAAGUUGUUCUGUUUAAAAGUGAUGUCUCAAAAUACAAAAGCAAAACUUAGUGGCUGCUCUUACACAUAUGUAUCAAGUGUUUUUUAAUAAAGUCAGUACUGAACACUGAAA